UCAGAUUUCGCGGAAUGUGGUUAUACUUAAUUUUAUUGGUGUUGUUUAAUUGUGUCGUGUCGAAACAUCAUCGGAAAUAUGAAUACAGCGAUUCGGAGAGCAAGGAGCGGCGGUACACUGGAGAUUUAAUCUAUUUGCAAAUCAUGACAACCAACGGAUUCCAUGCUCCUUUGGAACUCUAUCCUACUGACAAGAAUUUAAAGACUGCUUGGUUCGAAGGUCUCAAAAAACUAACAAUGCUAGGCAAACUACAGAUGUUUCAACUGGGAAAAGUUCUUCGCAAGCGUUACGAUGACUUUAUAACAACGGAUCCCAAAGAAGUGGAAAUCUACACUUCAGCUGAAGACCGCGCCAUUUCAAGCGCCUUGUGCUUAUUGGCGACCCUGUACUCCCCAACCAAGGAAUGGAGAUUUGCGCCCCAUUUCAACUGGCAGCCCUUGCCUGUGACCUUUAUCGACGGAUAUUAUGACAAAUAUUUUGGAUACAGUCCUAUCUGCCCGAAGCUGGGAAAACAGAUAAGAAAGAUCCUGAAGUCUGACGCUGCCAAACAAUAUAUUGCACAAGAUGAGUUUCUUUACUCCUAUUGGUCAAAUCAUAGUGGGAUGGAACUGAAUAAUUGGAAUGAUGUGGCCCGUUUAUAUGACGUAGUGAACCGCGAGGAAAAAUGUGACUUGUAUGUGCCCUCAUGGGCGAAGGCGUACUGGAAAGAAAUGGAAAGAAUCGCAAGUGCUGCAUAUAAAUUCAAUUUCGAUACUAAAUUCAGUAUCAAAGCUAAAGUUGGACCACUCAUCGAUUUAAUGGUGGAUAGAAUGCGAGCGAAAACCAUGGAAGAUGAUCCUAACCCCGACGUAAAACUCCACGUUUAUGUAACGCAUGACUGGAAUAUGGCAAGCUUCCUGAUGUCCUUGUUUCGCUUCAACGGCAUCAUCCCUCCACCCGCUGCCACGGUAACCCUGGAACUGUACCGGUACUUCGACACGUACACGGUGCGCAUGCUCUACUUCAACUCCAGUACGCCCGAACUGGGCGUCCAGGAACCGAACGUACUGACCAUCCGGGGUUGCGCCGAGUACUGUCCUCUGGCUUACGUCGCGAACUACUUCCAUGACUACAUGCCCAAGGACUGGUACAAAGUGUGUGGCCUCAAGUUGAAGAGGGAAGAGGAAGAUGAAAACGAGAGCGGAAGACCCUUUUCGCUUUCGGACAACAAGGCCAAAGCUUGAUGUUUUUUUUUCGACCAGAGAGCCUUCUAGCACUAGAAAGACGGAGGGGCCUGUGUGGCCCCUCGCAUAGUUUGUUGUUUAAUAACUCGGAUAAUGUCUAACGGAACGUAAUGUAACUUCCUGACUUUUUAUUAUAUGGGUCAUUUUCCCUAAACAGCGCAAUUUGGACAGGGCAAGGAAUGGCAUUCACUGUGCCAGGGGAAUGACACUUAGAGGAAAUAAUGUGUUUUACUGACGAUAUUAUAAUUUAUGUAGGAAAAAGAAACACUACUUUUAUGAAAUUGAAAAAGAUCCAAUGUCGUGGUGUUCAAAAAUUAGUUAUUGUGGUUAUUUGUUUCCUUUACAUUUUACAGGGGAAGGACGACAGGGGAAUGACAAAAAAUAAAGUUAACUUAUAUAUUGUCAUAACUGCAAACAACAAAUAUCAAUGUCACUUAAAGUAAGGGGGGAAACUCUAUACAAACAAAAGUCAAUCAUUCAUUGAGCGAUUAUUACAAAAUUAAAUGAAUUAUCAAAGACAGGGUAGUGACAGUCAUUAAAAAUACUUAUCGAGAUUUAACUUGAGAUCACCCGAAUAAUACUCGACACCGUGUAUUUAUUCAAAAAGAACUAAUUAAGAUUAUUUCUAUGAUGAGACCAGAAUUCAAAGAUUAAAUUAUGAGUUAAUACAACUUUUACCAGGUGUGAGAAACGUUCAUUCCAUUCCUCGACAGGGGAAUGACAAAAAAUCAAAGGACAUUUUUUACUAUUUUUUUUUUAAAUAGUGCAAACCUUGAAAAGUUUUUAUUUUUCUAUUUUACAACAUUGCAUAACACUAGUUAAGAGGUUAAACAACAAUUUCUGUACAAAUAUGCAUGGCUUCCUGAAUCUUUAGAGCUGAUUUUGCUUUAAGAUGGAGGUAGGGACACACAGGGGAAUGACAUUUGUCCUAUCAAAAAAUUAUUUAAAUGUAUAAUAAUAAUAGAGUGUUUGUUUUAACUUAUUUUACAAACAUAAACACAUGUUGUUAAAGCCUUCUAACGUCAGUUUUAUUUCUAUACUAGUUAGUUUGUUAUUUUUGGAGCAAGGACAAGAAUUUAGCAGUUUAGAGAAAAUGACCCAUAUGACACUAUUUGAAUGCUUGUUUAAUCAUUUUAUCAUACGCCUCAUAGUACUGUAAAUAUUGAUCCUUAUACCUAGAAAGACGGGAGGGGCCACAGUGGCCCCUAAGCUUUUUUACAAUUAAAAAAUGUUUUUUUUUCCUUUCUCCUAAUUGUUCUUGCAUAAAAAAGGCCAUUCUCUUUAGUUUAACCUGUAACUUUCCCUUUUUACAGCCAGUUGGAUAUCCAAAUGCUAUAAACAGUACCGACUGCUUACCAGCCUAAUGGUAGCCAUUACUCUUGAAAAGAAAAACUGAUCCAAGCUUUUAGCCAGUAUAGAGAGAAACACUACAAAUAAUUGCAUACUAAGUUUUUACUUAGUCAUGAAAGAAGGUGUAUUGGGCAUGUGGACACACUCAGGAGGAAUUUUUAAAAUAAUUCACCCCAAAAAUGGGUAGGGGCCACACUGGCCCCUUCAGUCUUUCUAGGUAUACAGAAAAUGUCAGUCGUUCUAGUGCUAGAAUGUUCUAGAAGACCUGUGGGGGCAGCAAUGAAGGCAUUAUAAAAUCGUUGUAGCUUUUAUCAUUUUGAGUGAUAACUUUGAGGCAGUAAUGGAAAAAGGUAAUGAGAAUGAUCUGAUAAUAUGAGUCAUGCAGUUUAUUUCUGGUUAGAUGAACCUAGUCCUUGAGAGAGUGGAUUUCUUCCCGGGGAGGUUAGCGAAAAAUGGAACUGUUAUUUUCAUGAAACUGAGUUGACGAUGGUAGCCCAAUGCAAUUUCGUGACAAUAACAUUUCUCUAUGUACAUAAUCUCUUCAAGAGGAAGUUAAGUCUCGUGAGGUCAAAGUUCUUCUUACUGGAGGUGAACCGAGUCUAAUUCAGUAGUUAUUCAAUGCUCUCUUUAUUUUUACCAAAAGCAAUUUUUAAUAUUAAUGUACAUGAUAUUUACUUUGAUGGACAAAAUAUGAACAGAUUAUUUAUUCUAAGGAUAGCUUAAGACUGGCAAUACUUCAAUUUAUGUAAAGCAAUUUUGCCAUCCCCAGCAGGUCUUCCGUAAUAUUCCAGUAGGCCAUGCUCACAGUUUCUUUCUAUGCAUUUGUGUUGUUACAUUAAGUUAUUGAUAAUACAUUUUUCCAUUA
Uloborus diversus is the source of this 3438-nucleotide messenger RNA. RefSeq names its product prostatic acid phosphatase-like. Lineage: Eukaryota; Metazoa; Arthropoda; Arachnida; Araneae; Uloboridae. The coding region runs from base 15 to 1223 and encodes 402 amino acids. The record is from RefSeq and is a predicted model, not a curated record. The transcript has 9 exons. Gene Ontology annotation, molecular function: phosphatase activity. Gene Ontology annotation, biological process: dephosphorylation.